AUGGAACUGGUUGGGAACUUUGAGUACAACAGCAAGGACCUGAUAGGGCAUGGCGCGUUCGCGGUCGUCUUCAAAGGUCGCCACCGAGAGAAACAAUUCCCGGUCGCGAUUAAGAGCAUCACCAAGAAGAGCCUCGCCAAGUCGCAGUCGCUGCUCGGCAAGGAGAUCAAGAUCCUGCGGGAGCUGAGCGCUCUGCACCACGAAAAUGUCGUCACACUGCUCGCGUGCACCGAAAAGGACCACAACGUGUACCUGGUGAUGGAGUACUGCAACGGUGGCGAUUUGGCGGAUUACCUGGCCGUGAAGGGUACCCUCAGCGAGGACACGAUACGGCUCUUUUUGUGUCAAUUAGCGAGUGCAAUGAAGGCUCUGUACGCCGUUGGGGUGGUCCACCGGGAUUUGAAACCGCAGAACAUUUUGCUGUCCCACAGCUACGGCAAGAAUCUUCCAGCGCCAUCGAAAAUCACACUCAAAAUUGCCGAUUUCGGGUUUGCCCGAUUUCUCCAGGACGGAAAUAUGGCGGCCACCCUUUGCGGAUCUCCAAUGUACAUGGCCCCAGAGGUGAUCAUGUCGCUGCAGUACGACGCCAAGGCCGAUCUCUGGUCCCUCGGGACGAUCGUUUUCCAAUGCCUCACCGGCAAGGCACCAUUCCAGGCUCAGACACCCCAGGAACUGAAGAUGUUCUACGAGAAGAAUGCCAACCUGGCGCCAAAAAUUCCCCCCGGAACGUCCAAAGAGAUGACGGACCUGCUGAUGGGACUACUCCGGAGAAACGCCAAAGAACGGAUGAACUUUGAAAUGUUCUUCAACCAUUCGUUCCUGCAGCGACAGACUACGCCUCAGAAUAGUGAGGCCCCCCAGUCCUCCCAGGCGGCCACGGCCGGGCAGCCGUCCUCGGCAAAAGUCACUAGUCCACACCAGAGGACGGCCAUGUCGCCUCUGCAGCACCAGCAGCUACUUCUUCGUCAGCAGCAACAGCAGCAGCUACAUCACCAGCAGCAACAACAACAACUACAACACCAACAGCAGCAGCAGCAGCAACAACAACAGUUACAGCAAGAACAGCAAAAGCAGCAAACGUUGGAGAAUAAUAACGUGCCAGUGGAGAUCGACGACAGCGUGGCCACGCUCGCCAGCGCGAACAACACGUCCAACAGCAGUCAGGACAACUCGGAUGACUUUGUGCUAGUGCCCAGCAAUCUGCCGAUCGACCCAUGCAGCGGAAACUAUGAUAAGAGUAAACCAACUAGAGUGCCUCAAACUGGUUCGAACGCUCAGGCGAGUCCACCGAGACCCAGCUCCCUCCCGAUCUCGGAACCGAAGCCCGUCCCGUCGGCAGCUAGAAAGCUUUCACGGCCGCAAACUCAGACUCCACCAAAGAACAUCCCCAAUGCGAUACCUCGAUCUCAGCCGAUCAGCAUGAAGCGAUCCGAGCACCGGAACAGCAAUUGUGAUAUCAGCUCAAUCUCGCCGCCGGCCGUGCAGUUUGCCAUCGGAACGCCCCCGUCCGGUGGCCGCCGGAGAUCGACCUCGGGAGGAUCGCUGUCGGAGACGCCGCCGCCGCCAACGUGCUGGACGGUGUCGCCGGCCUCGCACCAGUCCCCGCUGCGCCGUUCCGGAACCAGCUCGCCAGUAUUAUCAAACGCCCUGUCCAAGUUGCCGGCGCUCGGCAGUCCCACGCUGAUGGGCGCCACGGACAAUAACAACACCCAUCCGCUGGGCACGCGGGCGUUCACGCUGCCGGAGAUGGGCGCCACCGGCGGUCUGCAGAGCUACCUGCACGACAACAACCUGGACGAUCACCCGAUCAACUUCCACGCGCCGGAGCUACCGGCCGAAACGCUGCUAGACCGCGAACAUAACGAGACGCUGGCCAAGCUCAACUUUGUGAUCGCCCUGACCGAUUGCAUCCUGGAGGUGGCCGACUCGCGGUGUGCCCCCCUGUCGGCGCUCAUGUCGGCCGAUGCUCAACCCAUUGCGCCGCACGCGCCCGAACACUGCAAACGGGCCGAGCGGCUGGUCCUGCUGGUACGAGCCCUGAACCUGCUCUCGUCCGGAAUGCACCUGGCAUCGUCCCAGCUGCAAAGCGGCCACCUGAAGCCCUCGAAUACGGUGAAGAAUGUUCUCUCGAUGAUGCACUCCCGGUACCGGUCCACGCUGUGCGAGUCGAAGAAACUGAACGGCACCGGGCUGCUGCAGCGGGCCGGGGCAAGCAAUAUCACCGCGGACAAGAUCCUGUACGAUCACGCGAUACAGAUGUGCCAAUCGGCCGCCCUGGACGAGCUGUUCGGCAACCCGGAGGACUGCUUCACCCGGUACCAGUCGGCGCAGAUCCUGCUCCACUCGCUGGCGCAAAAGUGCAGCCACCCCCAGGACAAGAUGCUACUCUCCAAAUACAAGGACGCCGUCGAGAAGCGGCUGUACAUCCUGCAGCAGCAGGGCUUCAUCUACGCGACGGACGAGCUGUCCUGAACCAGCGCGCUGCAGACGCUGCGGCGGCGCCUGUUCAAGAUCUUCUGACUAGACGGCACCGCGUCGUGGCUGAACGGACUGACGGCGAUGCAGCAGCAGCUGCUCUAGGGAAAAAAGGCGUAACCGUUUAAAACAUAUUUCGUUUGUUUUUUAUGUCUGUGAGAUUUAUUAUUUACAAACUAUUUAUUUUGGAUUUUGUGAUUUUACUUUUUUGUAUGAACAGGUUGGCGAUUGUUUUUUUCGGGGAAAUUUUGAACUGUGCUUUCCCCUCUAACAUUGAAAGAGCUGUAAAUAAAAUCAGACUAGCUUUUUUAUACAAUGAUAUUCGUAGAAAACAACAGCACUUUGGCCAAUAUCCAGUAUGAAUCGCUUCCGUUAACGAUAACGAUAACAAAAAGAGGAGAGUUGUUUAUGUAAAAUUACCCGUUUUAGACAAGGUUAAACUCUACAAUAGUGUAAAUAUCGCGCACGUGGCUUGGUUUUGCAGAGCGCGUUUGUACAUAAGUUGCGCGUUGGCUUCUGUAUGAUUCGCGCAGUUCCGCUAGGAGCGAAUGCUUUGUGCUUUCCAGAAACAAAAUAAAAAGUCGUUUAAGCAAAAUGUUAUCAACUCCCUCGCGAGGGGAAUCAUAAUCAUACAAACUAACCCCCGGUAGCAAUAUACACUGUGUAAAGUCGUUCACAAAAUCGGCAACGUUGUUUGAAGCAAAAUUAACGAAAAAAAGAUUAACAUUCAUACUUAGCGAAGUAGUUCAGGAUCGGCGACUUAGUUUAGUGUCUUUUUGAUUUGCUAAAAAUCAAAAUUAUGCACGGGGAAAGGUAGUUCCAAAUUCCCCAGAAAAAAAUAAUCGAAAAGCCAACCUUUUCAGCUUUCAAGUCCGACGUGUUCUGGAGACAUCCGAGCCGGGACACGGUUUUUAUACCGCGGCCAACACCUCUAGCAAUGCGCCCGUAUUGACGCAUUUGUACUCCCUCGUGCUGAAAAUGAAGACGGUUAUUAUUGUCUCAUCAGCAAGAGUACAGACAAUUUGGGCUACAGCUGAGUAAAUUUAUUUUUUCCUGUUUUUUAGACAACAAUUUUUAGCUUUGUUUGCUUUUCUUUUGAAACAACCUUUAAAGUUCUUCGUGAUGAAAAAAUAAUAAUUUCUCGAUAUUUUCGUUUUAAAAAAUCGUCCGAGCGACGCAACUUACCAACAUGAUAAAGAACGUAGUACCUAAGUACAAAAUAUAUCUAAAGAAGAACGAUUCCCCUGAAAUUAAUCUUCAGCAAAAAGAGUAAGAAAAACUGUGUCAACUGGAUGUCUGCAACUCGACACUUGAGGAUUAACCAACCUGUUCUCAAGUGUGGGUGUGAUUAAAAUCGACACCUUUCUCCCCUACCAAGAGGGGAGCAAGCAAAUCGCGACAGAGAAAUUGUAGAAUACAAAAAAAAAUAACCAGAGUGCAAUGUAGUAAACACGCAGCCGAAGAAGCAAGAUAGUGCGAUGAAUGAAUCGCGCUCGCGCGCGCGCACUAUCGGUUCAGUGACAAUGAACAAGAAGCAAAUCAUCCAAGAAAUGAUUGUGACUUAGAGAUGACGAAAAUCAAGCUGACGAAAGGCUAUCUUUGAGGACACAAUGAAUAAUAUAAUAAUACAACCACAACACACAUAUAUUAAAGGAAAAUCUAUAAACAGAACAAAAAAGCAGACAAACUCUUCGUCAAACUGUAAUAAAAAAUCAACAAAAUAA
Messenger RNA from Culex quinquefasciatus (southern house mosquito), 4199 nucleotides. RefSeq names its product serine/threonine-protein kinase ULK2 (gene Atg1). Bases 1 to 2472 code for a protein of 823 amino acids. Gene Ontology annotation, molecular function: protein serine/threonine kinase activity; ATP binding. Gene Ontology annotation, cellular component: cytoplasm; autophagosome. The transcript has 15 exons. The record is from RefSeq and is a predicted model, not a curated record. NCBI's taxonomy places the organism in Eukaryota, Metazoa, Arthropoda, Insecta, Diptera, Culicidae. Gene Ontology annotation, biological process: axon extension; protein autophosphorylation; autophagosome organization.